AUGAGACCAUUGAUCUUUGAACGGUCUUUCCGACCUUUUCGACGUUUUGCUACGGCAGCCGUAGCAUCAGCCAAAAAACCAACUCGUACAGGACCAAACAUAGUGCUUGUGGAUGCUGUCAGGACGCCGUUCGUUGUGUCCGGAACGGUGUUUAGGGACCUUUGGGCAGUGGACUUACAGAGAGAAGCCUUUAAAGCGCUAGCUGCUCGCACACAGAUUCCAUACAAGGAUGUCGACCAUAUCAUAUGCGGUACUGUCAUCCAGGAAUGCAAAACCAGUAAUGUUGCGAGAGAAGCUGCUCUUGAAGCAGGCUUUCCAGACAAACUUCCAGCUCAUACUGUAACCCUAGCAUGUAUUUCUGCGAAUGUAGCGAUAACGACUGGAAUGGGAAUGCUGGCCACUGGAAAUGCCAAAGCGGUCAUUGCUGGUGGUGUGGAACUCCUUUCUGAUGUACCAAUCAGGUACAAUAGAAAAGCACGUAAAGCCAUGUUAAACUUGCAGAAAGCUAAGACAGUUGGGGAUAAGUUGAAACUUGGAGGAGACAUACUGAAGAACAUGUUUGCUCCUGAAUUACCAGCUGUUGCUGAAUUUUCCACUGGAGAAACUAUGGGGCAUAGUGGUGACCGACUUGCAGCUGCAUUCAAUGUUUCUAGGAAGGAACAGGACGAUUUCGCACUUCGAUCUCACACGCUUGCGAAAGCAGCUGCUGAUGCGGGGAAGUUGAGAGACAUUAUUCCUGUGUUUUUAGAUGGAAAGGAACCCCAAACCGUUAAGAUUGAUAACGGUGUUCGAGUUUCCACACCAGAAAAGAUGGCAUCACUGAAGCCUGCAUUUGUGAAACCGCACGGAACGAUAACUGCAGCCAACGCUUCCUACCUUACUGACGGUGCAUCGGCUUGUCUUAUUAUGACCGAAGAUUUUGCUUUGGCUAAUGGAUAUAAGCCAAUUGCCUAUCUAAGAGAAUAUCAAUAUGUUGCUCAGGAUCCUAAAGACCAGCUGCUUCUUUCUCCUGCUUACGUCAUUCCGAAACUUUUAGAUAAGGCCGGUCUUGGAUUAAACGAUAUAAGUGUCUUCGAAAUCCAUGAGGCUUUUGCCGGACAGGUCUUGGCGAACCUAAAUGCUAUGGAUUCCGAUUAUUUCUGCAAGGAACAUAUGGGUCGUUCAAGUAAAUUUGGACGUUUGCCAAUGGAGAAAAUCAACAAGUGGGGUGGAUCUUUAUCCAUUGGUCAUCCUUUUGGGGCUACGGGGGUAAGACUUGUGGCGCAUGCGGCUGGCAGACUAAAGGAAGAGAAAGGACAGUAUGCUCUUAUAGCCGCCUGUGCUGCAGGUGGUCAUGGAGUGGGGAUGCUGGUGGAGGCGUACAAGUAG
Molecule: messenger RNA, 1368 nt
Organism: Angiostrongylus costaricensis
Lineage: Eukaryota; Metazoa; Nematoda; Chromadorea; Rhabditida; Metastrongylidae
Source: the annotation of a GenBank genome assembly